AUGCAAAUCUUCUUAAUAUUAAUAUUUUUAGACAUACUAGUUGCGGACGGAUAUAUUAAUUACUGUGGAGCUAAAAUGUGUGGGCACACUGAUUCUCAUACAUUUUGUCGUUAUCCUCCUGGUCCAAGUCCUUCAUGUAUGGGCUACAUCGACUCAGAGCUGUCGCCGAAUGAAAAAGCUCGUGUUUUAGCUCGUUUGAAUCGUAGACGCAGCGAUGCGGCGCGCGGCAUACGCGGCUUGCCCACGGCUGGGGAUAUGUUAAAAUUGCGAUGGGUUGAAGAACUGGCGCGAGAAGCCCAACGCUGGGCUGAUCAAUGUCAACCGCCAAGCGCUCCGGAGCUACAUGACGCUUGUCGUGAUUUAUAUUCGAUAUCAGUGGGACAGUGCGUAGCGUCAGUUGUGGGCGAAGCUCCAGGACUUCGCCCAGAAACAAUGGUCGACUUGUGGUACACGCAAAGUAUGAGCUACAAAGGAAAUGCAACUUCGUAUAUACCACCACAGUGUUCACACAAGAGUUACUACGAUGACUUUGCGCAAAUGGUCUGGUCGCGAACUUAUAUGGUGGGGUGUGGAAGGAGCAAAUUUAUGAUACCAUGGCGUGGCCGUCAGCGCACCGUAGAACGGUUAGUGUGCAACUUUGCGCCCCGCGGGCCCGUGGCGUGGCGAGCGCUGUGGUCGCCCGCCGCACCCGCUUCCAACUGUCCUCCUCGCUCCCGUCCCGAUAUUGACUUACCCGGACUGUGCACUUUUCAGUAUGAUUUGGACGAGACAUACGAUGAAGAUAAUAUUAUGACAGUUGAAGAACAUUUGCUUUUAAAUACAAUUAUGUUGAUCGAAAAAAAUUUAGAAUUAGAUAACAUCGGAACUUUGGAUGAAAUUUACUUAACGAAACUAGCUGUGGCUACUAUUGAAGAUACAGUUUUAACACAAACACCUUAUAAUUCAAUACAAAAACGUGAUAUAGUGGAUACAGAUGAAAUAAUAAUCGGUAAUGCUGAAUCGAAAAUAAAAAUAGAUCCUGAGCCAAACAGUAUUGAAAGUAACGAAAACAGUAAAUCAACUCAUAGUAUAAAUAAAAAAGUACUUAAACAAAAAGGAACUUUUGUCGGCCGUCCAAAGGCCUACAACAUAGACGAUUUAAACGAUCAGCAUAAAAACGAAGAGAAUAAUGAUAAAGUACAAGAAACGACAAUCGAUGCGACAUAUGUUGAAGAUUACGAAUUGACAUACAUCCGAGAGGAUACAACGCAUCCAACUCAUACCACAAAAGAAUCAGCCAUACCAAGAAACUACACUUCUGUGAAACCUAUGGAAAUAGAUGGAGGUAACACUACAAUAAUAAAUAUUGAAACAUCUACAAUUAUGAUAACAAAAAUGUUGGACAUUUACAUCGAUGAUAUAAUCGCCAACCUAAAUAUUUCAAGAGUUAUAAACGAAACAGCAAUAGACGAAAAUGUCAUAGAAGAAUAUCUUUCUGAUCCUGAAACGGUUCGUCAAAUACAAGCAAGCCUAAAUCGUAUGGAGCAGAAGUUAGCAGUUCCAGUGACGGUUUCAGGAAAGGCUCGACGGGAAUUGAGAAAUUUAGAACAAGACAAAGAAAACCUAAAGAAGAAUCAAGAAAUACUAUCAGCUGAAACGGAAAGGAAUAAAUCAUUAGAGAGAGGACCAAUGUUAAAUAUGGUGAUGAAAUAUAUGCCAUACUUAAAACAAUACGAGAAAAGCAUUUUAGGCGAUUCGAGCUCUAGUGGCAAAGAGUCUAGUCAGUUUCUUGCUUUAUCUAGUAUGCUAUUUGGUACUUUGCUAUAUUUUUGA
Vanessa atalanta (red admiral) is the source of this 1812-nucleotide messenger RNA. RefSeq lists its product as uncharacterized. The transcript is spliced from 12 exons. The record is from RefSeq and is a predicted model, not a curated record. Bases 1 to 1812 code for a protein of 603 amino acids. NCBI's taxonomy places the organism in Eukaryota, Metazoa, Arthropoda, Insecta, Lepidoptera, Nymphalidae.